AUGACUAUCGCUUUAACGAUUGGAGGAAACGGGUUCUCGGGUCUACCCGGAUCUUCGUUUUCGUCAUCAUCUUCAACGUUUCGAUUAAAAAACAGCAGAAGAAAGAGCACGAAGAUGAUGAACAGACCAGGAGCCGUUUGCUCUUCAUCUUCUGUAAUGGAUCCGUAUAAGACUCUUAGGAUCCGACCCGAUUCGUCCGAAUACGAGGUCAAGAAAGCUUUCAGACAACUCGCUAAAAAGUAUCAUCCUGAUGUUUGUAGAGGAAGCAAUUGUGGUGUUCAGUUUCAGACAAUCAACGAAGCUUACGAUAUUGUGUUGAAGCAAAUUAAGAACCAGAUGGAAGGGGCGGAGGAAUUUCAGCCGUUCGAUGUAUACGACGAGGGGUUAAACGGUAUGAAUGAUCCAGAUUGCGACACGUGGGAAGAAUGGAUGGGAUGGGAAGGUGCAGGAACACGAGAUUACUCAUCUCACGUCAAUCCUUACGCUUGA
Molecule: messenger RNA, 489 nt
Organism: Microthlaspi erraticum
Lineage: Eukaryota; Viridiplantae; Streptophyta; Magnoliopsida; Brassicales; Brassicaceae
Source: the annotation of a GenBank genome assembly